CUGACUCUCGUGCUCGUAGUCGCGCUGUUUCGUCGCUCCUCUCCAGCGCGCUCUCCGGCUCUCCAGCCCAAGUUUACGCACAGGGAUGCGGGCGCGCAAAGCAGCCUGAAUAUGGGUCUCGUUAGGAUUUAUUCAUUUUUUAUUCAUCUUCACUUAUUUGUUUUGGGUCAAGCUUUAAGGAAUUAUCCGGAUAAUGAAGUUACUUUGCUUGACUCGAUGUCCGCCCCAGGUGAUCUGGGUUGGGAAGCGUAUCCUCCAGAGGGGUGGGAGGAGAUAAGUGUUAUGGACGAGCGCAACAUACCUAUGAGGACGUACCAGGUGUGCAAUGUAAUGGAGGCCAAUCAGAACAACUGGUUACGCACCGGCCUGAUACAACGCGAGGGGGCCCAACGCGUGUACGUGGAGAUCAAGUUUACUCUACGCGACUGCAAUAGCUUGCCAGGAGUUCCUGGAACAUGUAAGGAGACUUUCAACGUCUACUACCACGAAUCCAACAACGCUGUCACUGCUCCUCUGCGGCACAUACGCGAGAGCCAGUACGUCAAGAUCGACACUAUAGCGGCGGAUGAGAGCUUCACGCAGACCGACGUCGGGGAUCGUGUCAUGAAACUAAACACAGAAGUGCGGGACAUCAGCGGUCUUAACAAGAAGGGCUUAUACCUUGCUUUUCAAGACUUGGGCGCUUGCAUUGCUCUGGUGUCGGUGCGAGUCUUUUACAAGCGGUGUCCGUUAGCUGUUCUCAAUCUAGCACGGUUCCCAGACACGGUGACGGGUGGAGAUUCAGCAUUGGUGGAGGUGCGUGGUGCUUGCGUGCAGGAUGCAGAAGAAUUGGAGGCACCACGGAUGUUCUGCAGCGCUGACGGAGGUUGGCUGGUGCCCAUCGGCCGCUGCGUCUGUCGUCCAGGCUUCGAGGAGGUAGACGGUCACUGCCAACCAUGCCGGUCAGGUUUCUACAAAGCUUCUGCCAUGGAUGCAUACUGCGUGAAGUGUCCUCCACACAGUUACUCCCAUCAGGACAAAGCAUCCGAGUGUGUGUGCGAGAGAGGCUUCUACCGGGCCGAAAUGGACCCCCGCUCUAUGCCUUGCACAAGACCACCCUCCGCACCCGGCAACCCAGUUUCCAUGGUGAACGAGACCGCGGUUACCCUCGAAUGGAGUCCACCUCGUGAAAACGGCGGUCGCGGAGAUGUCACCUACAGCGUCCACUGCCGGAAGUGCUCCGGAGAGACGGGCACGGGGCGAGAUGUCGAAAAGUGUGUUCCCUGCGGAAGCGGGCCACGGUUUAACCCGAGGCAGUUUGGAUUGAUGCACCCCAGAGUUUUGAUCACAGAACUGCAACCCCACACCAACUACACCUUCAGUAUAGAAGCCCUAAAUGGAGUGUCGGAUCUCAGCCCCAGUCCACGUCAAAUGGUGUCUGUGAACGUCACCACUAGCCAAACAGUGAGUGUCAUCGUAAAGGAAAGAAAGGGCACCGACAGUGUAACGCUGGCAUGGCACGGUCCAGAACCUUCUGAUGGGACCGUUGUGGAAUAUGAGGUCACCUAUUAUGAAAAGAACCAGCACGAUCAGAACUACACGGUGCUCAAGACCAAAUCUAACAGCAUGACCGUGGAUGGACUCAAGCCAGGAACCACAUACGUGUUCCGGGUUCGAGCUCGCACGGAUGGUGGCUAUGGCAACUACAGGGGGGAGAUUGAGUUGGAGACACGCCAUGAAGAUAUGUUGGCGGUCGGAGACCCCAACCAGCAGACCAUUUUGGCUAUUUCUGUAGCUGGAGGUGCUGUACUGUUGGUCUUACUAGUGGCCUGUUUUGUUGUGAGUGGACGGCGCUGUGGAUACAUAAAGGCAAAGCAAGACCCAGAGGAAGAGAAAAUGCAGUUUCAGCAUGGACGAGUCAAACUUCCUGAAACGCGAACAUACAUUCACCCGCACACGUAUGAAGACCCAAACCAGGCGAUACGAGAUUUUGCCAAAGAGAUUGAAGUCAACAACAUUCGAAUUGAGAGAGUUAUUGGGGCCGGUGAGUUUGGAGAGGUGUGCAGUGGGCGUCUAAGGUUGCCCAGUAAAAGGGAGAUCCAAGUGGCGAUCAAGAGCCUGAAAGCUGGAUAUUCAGAGCAGCAGAGACGAGACUUUCUGAGUGAGGCCAGUAUCAUGGGUCAGUUCGAUCAUCCCAACAUCAUUAGACUGGAGGGAGUCGUCACAAGAUGUAAGCCUGUGAUGAUAGUGACUGAGUACAUGGAAAAUGGAUCUCUGGACACAUUUUUGAAGAAACACGACGGGCAGUUCACAGUCAUCCAGCUUUUGGGAAUGAUGCGUGGCAUAGCUGCAGGGAUGCAGUAUCUUUCCGAGAUGAACUAUGUACAUCGGGAUUUGGCAGCACGUAAUAUUCUGGUGAACGGAAACCUGGUGUGUAAAGUGUCCGAUUUUGGGCUUUCACGUGUGCUGGAGGAUGAUCCCGAAGCGGCCUACACAACACGGGGUGGUAAAAUUCCCAUUCGAUGGACAGCCCCUGAAGCAAUCACUUAUAGGAAGUUCACAUCAGCCAGUGAUGUCUGGAGUUAUGGCAUUGUCAUGUGGGAAGUGAUAUCCUACGGGGAGCGACCGUACUGGGAAAUGUCCAAUCAGGAUGUGAUAAAAGCUAUAGAUGAAGGCUACAGGCUUCCGGCACCAAUGGAUUGUCCCGUAGUUCUUCACCAGCUCAUGCUGGACUGCUGGGAAAAGAACCGCAGCGAUCGACCGAAAUUCGGGCAGAUUGUCAACACGCUGGACAGGCUCAUCCGAAAUCCUAGCUGCCUGAAGCAGCUGGCCAACACUGCGGUCUGGGAGGAUCCAGUGACCCCUGAGGCCGGGGUCAGUACCGUAGGGGACUGGCUUGACUUAAUUAAAAUGGGUCAGUACAAGGAACAGUUCUCCAGUGCCGGUUACGUUUCCCUGGACUCGGUCCUGUACGUCAGUGCCAGUGAACUGGAUCAGAUGGGUGUAGCACUGGCGGGCCAUCAGAAAAAGAUAAUUUCUAGUAUCCAGUGUCUUCAAGCACAACACAGGGCUCAGGUUCAAGUAUAGCCCUCAACUUCCCAGACCCAUUCCACUUCUACUGAGGAGGAGCAUUCGUCCCACAUGGAGGCAUCUUGCUGCAAAAUGACUCAAUGUCUUAUUUCUCUACCAGCACUGAAGUUCAUCCGCCCUACAGGAAUACGAUGUGUUCAGAGACUGUGGACGUUCACACCACUUAUUAUUGAAGAUCCAGCGAUCGGGAGGAAAUUGAGAACCUACACCAUGUGACAUCACAGCACUGUGACAUCACGCUUCACUCCUCAUUGUACAGAAGACCUUGAAGAAACACCAACUGUGUCUUGUGAACUGUUUUGCAGCGAUGCUAGUUUGAUGUUGUGGUGGUUUGAACCCAGAUGAGGUCAUGAAGGGGUUCAUGCAGACUUGGGUACAUGGUAAUAGUUUAGCAAGACUCCUCAUCAGUUGCAUAAAGCAACAAAGCACUGAUUUCUCACAAACACACACACACUUUUAUACAGAACACAUUUAUACUCGGCCAAAUCUACGUUCGCCAGCAUCUGUGGAAAAUGUCACAUCCACGGUGGAGUAUUCGGAGACCCACCUUCUUGACCUUCAAUGUGCAGCGGGAGAAAAAGCGAAAGCUUGGAGAUGAAGUAAUCGUUGCACACUCUUAAAAGGACAGAUGGGCAAUGUCACAUAAAAGACAAAAAUCUCGAGCAAGAUUUUUCCUUCACGCUGCCUUCAACUUUUGUUCCUGUUUUUCAACACGGCAAUGUGGAGAGCCCUGUCAUUUGAUGUGGGUUUUCAUUACAUAUUUUACAUCAUCGGUCCACGCCUCAUUGCUUUGAUUGAAGGAGACGGGAAUAUUUUUGUGCAGUUAAUCAGAGGGAUGACAUCUCCGAAACGUACUGGUGUUGAUGGAGGUGAACUGUACAAACUAUAUUUGUCUUGGAUCCUGUUUAGUGUCAGUCCGCUGGUUAUCGAGCGAGUGAUACUUCUUUAUUACAUUUCCAAAUGGUCUGAUAAUGACUGGAGAGGCUUAAACAUACAAUUUUCACAUCAUUUCAUGCACAAUGUUUUAAAUCCUGUGUGAAACGUGUCAGUAACUGAUAUUUCCAAUGUUUCCAGUGCUUCGAAAAUAAAUCCGUCAACCGUUUUCCCAUGUUUAUAGGCAGUGCUUGGUUUUUGCACUCUGAAAUGGCUACGUGUAACAGUAAUAAGGAAGAAGAUUGUACUGAAGUAGAAAUUGAGACUUUGUACAGUGUUGGUUAUUGUAUUUGUACAGUAAUGACUUAGUGUUUUAAAGGUUUGUCAGUUGUAAAUUAAGGCAAUGUCGUAACUCUUAUUUAAACCUUCAACUUUAGCUUUGGACAGACGAGGAUUGUGAGGCUGUAGAAUGUAAUGGAUAUAUUAGCUUUAUGGUGUUGGGAAAAGCUAAGCAUUCUCAGGAUUUUAAUUUUUCACUAAUACACACUUCAAGACGGCAACAAAACUGACAGAAUGGCCACCUAGCAGUUCUGUCUACUCUCUGUUAGCUGCCUUUUUAAUUUUAUCAUUAUUUAUAAUAUGUUACAACUUCACACAUCAAGUUGCAAAUCAUGUGUGACCCUGGACCACAAAACCAGUCAAACACUGCAAAAAAUGAUUUUCAAGAAAAAAAUUCUUAGUAUUUUUGUCUUGUUUUCAGUAAAAAUAUCUAAAAAUUCUUAGAUUUAGAUGUAUUUUCUUAAUGAGCAAAACGACCCAAAAAAAUAAGUCUAGUUUUUAGACCAAAAAUAUUAAAUUAAAGUGAUUUUGUGCAUAAAACAAGCAAAAAAAUCUGCCAAUGGGGUAAGCAAAGAAAUCUUGAAAAUUUGUCCUAAACACUAAAUUCAAGAAAAAUUCAAGAAAAAUUUGCUUACCCCAUUGGCAGGUUUUUAAUCUUGUUUUAUGCUCAAAAUCACUUAAAGUUGAUAUUUUUGGUCUAAAAUCGAGACUUAUUUUUUGGGUCGUUUUGCUCAUCAAGAAAAAGCAUCUUAACUUAAGAAUUUUUAGAUAUGUUGAAAACUGAAAAACAAGAGAAAAAUACUAAGAAUUUUUUUUUUUCAAAAAAUGACUUUUUUAUUAGUAUUUUGGUCUUGUUUUUUAUUCUUAAAUCAAGAAUUGUCUUGAUGAUCAAAAUGACCUAAGAAAAUAAGUCUAGUUCUUAGACAAAAAAAUAUACAAAUUAAGUGAAUUUGUACUUAAAAUAAGCAAAAUUAUCUGCCAUUGGGGUGAGAAAAUUUUGCUUGAAUUAAGUGUUUAAGAAAAAAGAAACCUUGGGCCUCAUUUAUAAAAUGCUGCGUAAAAACCAUCCUAAAUUUGAUCUUACGAUCAUUUAACAAAAAUGCGUACGUGUGAUUUAUAAACCGAACGUACGCGCAGAAAACGCGCGUACCCCUUUCAAAUCUUUAAAUCAGAAAUGAACUUGUGCGCGCAGCCGAGCAGUUUCAGAUCUCCGCCUUUAAACGAUGCGUAAUUAAUGUCAGACAUAUAAAAAGCGCUUGUCAAUGUUUAAACCCAAUUUCAAACAGCAAGAAUGGCUUAUAUUUCCAAAAACCUGCAGCAAUCAGACAAGCAAAAGUGCGUACGUCUGAUCAGACCCUGACAUGGCGCUAAGCACUUUUCCACGUCAAAGACGGUUUUUAUAAAUAUGGACUUUGCCGUGGAUUUUCGCCUACGCACACUUUACGAUCAAAAUGAGCUUUAUAAAUGAGGCCCCUUAUUUCAAUAUUUUUUUCAUACCCCAUUGGCAGAUAUUUUUGCUUGUUUUAAGCACAAAUUCACUUAAAUUGUAUAUUUUUUGUCUAAAAACUAGACUUAUUUUUUGGGUCGUUUUGCUCAUCAAGAAAACUAAAUACAAAAAUACUAAGUAAGAAAGUGUAUGUUGCUAAGGACUUCAUUUAGACAACUUUAAAGGCGACUUUCUCAAUAUAUUGAUUUUCCUGCACCCUCGAUUUCCAAAUCCCGGCCAAAUAUUGCCAUAUCCCAUAAAUCAUACAUCAAUGGACAGCUUAUUUAUUCAGCUUCAGAUGAUGUAUGAAUUUCAAUUAAAAAAAUUGACCAUUAUGACUGUUUUUUUGUGGUCCAGGUUCAUAUUUAAGUACUGUAAAACAGUAUUAAGUAAUAGCACAACUCCAGCACUCUUGUAAGGAAACU
Messenger RNA from Paramisgurnus dabryanus, 6192 nucleotides. RefSeq names its product eph-like kinase 1 (gene ek1). The record is from RefSeq and is a predicted model, not a curated record. NCBI's taxonomy places the organism in Eukaryota, Metazoa, Chordata, Actinopteri, Cypriniformes, Cobitidae. Gene Ontology annotation, cellular component: plasma membrane; dendrite. Gene Ontology annotation, biological process: axon guidance; ephrin receptor signaling pathway; protein phosphorylation. Gene Ontology annotation, molecular function: ATP binding; transmembrane-ephrin receptor activity; protein binding.